AUGACCAGUAAGGUGGUCCACCCUCACCACCGCUUCACCCGCAUGACCAAUCGGCAGGCUGCGUUCGUGUUGGUGUUAGUCUGGCUGUUGGUGAUCAGUCCUCGGGUUCCCAUUCUGGCUUACAACCACAUCAAGGGCAGCGGCAACAACACCCAGUGCUUCUUUUUCACUCCUCACAAAGAGGCGCCCCGCGCCACCAUCCUCCUGGUGGCCAUGCACCGCGUGCUGAUGGUGCUGGAGUUCAUCUUCCCACUGGCCAUGCUGCUGUUCUGCUCCAUCCGGAUUUCCAGCUUCCUAAGGGCACGUCAGAUGGGAAAACCUGAAAAGGUGCACAAGGCAAUGCGAGUGUGCGCCACCAUCGUUGUAGUGUUUACGAUGUGCUUCCUACCUAGUACGGUGACGACCAUCGGGGAGUGGGUCAUCCGCUCAUACCGCCGGUGGGACUGUGCCGCCUUCUACACCAUCGUGAAGCUCAGCCAUGAGUCUUACGGGCUGAAUUUCCUGAACUCAGCACUGGACCCCAUUGUCUACGUCUUCUCCAGCUCCAUGUUCAGGAAGGCCCUGUUGGGCGCGUUGCCCUGCGCCAUGCGCUGCGGACAGAAGACGAACACGCCUCAGUUGACCAGCCAGGCGGAGCUGAAACCCAUGAGGGUCAAUGGCGACUCCAUCACCGUAGCUUAAGUGAAUGUAGUACUGUUUGCAGAUCUUGACAGUAAUGUUAUGAGGAUGUGAACGUGAACUUAUCCGACAUAACUUAUACACAGGUGACCAGAAAUGACACAGGAGAUGUAUCAGCUUUUUCUCUUUUACUGUUCCUUUUACACUGUGUCGAUUUGAAUUCAUCACACAAGCAUCAUUGUGGUAAAGAAAAUGCACACACAG
Molecule: messenger RNA, 882 nt
Organism: Clupea harengus (Atlantic herring)
Lineage: Eukaryota; Metazoa; Chordata; Actinopteri; Clupeiformes; Clupeidae
Product: hydroxycarboxylic acid receptor 2-like
Exons: 2
Coding region: 1-681 (226 amino acids)
Biological process (GO): G protein-coupled receptor signaling pathway
Cellular component (GO): plasma membrane
Molecular function (GO): G protein-coupled receptor activity
Source: RefSeq, a predicted model, not a curated record